AUGACGCGGUUCUCUCAAGAUCAAAUGAUGGAGAGGUUCGACGCUCGCAUUAUCAAGCUGCGGCCUUCGCCGGGCCCGCCGCCUGUGCAAUCUUUGAACGUCCAUGAGUUUGCCCAUUCGCCCACAACCUACUGCCUCACGAUGGCUACUCUCCCGGUGACCCUCUUGGCUACGUUAUACCUUCUUCCGAAUCCUCAAACAUUGAAGGGCACGUGGCUGGCGAUGCGCGCGGGGAUGCGGUGGCUCGGGGAGUGCUUCUUUGGGCCGCCGCCCCCGCUAGACCCCAUCCUCCUGCCCUCGCUGGCAGAGCUCCUCAACGCCUCCGAGACAGUCGCCUUCAACCCGCAGACUACCGACGCCAGUAGCGACAAGCUUCCGGAUGGCAGCAUGACAUCAGAGGCAGACGGCCCACUCGGUGUGAAUCGAGUGGGCGAAAGCGGGGGAGGAGAGGACAAGAGAGAAAUCGAAGAGGAGGAAGGCGAGGGCACUAGCAGCGUCGAUGAUUGUAAGACAUGGGACAAUCUAAAGAUUGACUUACUCCCUCAAGCAAAUAAACCGACGCAGUGGGACGCCGCGCAUGUCACCGUACCGGAACGCGUCCCCGCGCACGUCGCCUUACCGCAACGUGUCCCCACGCCAGUCACCGUUGCGGGACGGGUCCCCGCGCCAGCCCUCGUUCCGGGACGCGUCCCCGCGCCAGCCCUCGUUCCGGGACGCGUCCCCAGGCACGUCGCCGGUGCGUGCGGUCUCCCGCCGGUGGCUGCUCCCGCCCGCCUAGCAGCGCAGACACGCCCGCGGGCCGCGCGGCGCGGCCGCUGCGCCGCUCGCCCGGGCGGCGUGACGUCCUCGCGGCCCGCGUCGACGCGCCGCUACGCGCUGGUGCCGCCGCCGCCCCCGCCGCCCCUGGAGCAGGGGUGCGGGAUGCGUGCGGCCGCGCGUGACGCCUCGUGGCGCGCGGGCGUCAGCUGCGUCUCCGUGCUCGACACCUCCGCGAUCCGGCCGCGCUGGCGAUGA
Messenger RNA from Gryllus bimaculatus (two-spotted cricket), 1014 nucleotides. NCBI's taxonomy places the organism in Eukaryota, Metazoa, Arthropoda, Insecta, Orthoptera, Gryllidae. The record is from the annotation of a GenBank genome assembly.